UUACUAUCCGGUGGGGAACAAGGAUUUCGUAAACGACAGAGGACAAACCAGAAGAGCAAGGAGUCAAACAUGUCUGUGGAUUGGGUGGGAUAUGGAUACGCAGCCCUGGUGGCUUCAGGGGGUGUUUUCGGCUAUGUGAAAGCAGGCAGUGUCCCGUCCCUAGCUGCCGGCCUUCUUUUUGGAGGACUCGCCGGUGUCGGUGCUUAUCAGAUCUCCAAUGAUCCCAGUAAUAUUUGGCUGUCUCUCGCUACAUCAGGUGCACUGACAGGUGUCAUGGGAAAAAGGUUCUAUGGCUCCAGGAAGUUCAUGCCUGCUGGUCUAAUGGCGGGUGCGAGUCUUUUGAUGGUGGGGAAACUCGGCAUGACGCUGCUCAACAAACCGCAACAGUCCUCAUGAAAACAAAAACAUCUCGGCAGAGGUCAUGUGCAGUCUGAAGAAUGAAGCAGUAACAUUAAUUAUUAUUGUUGGUUGUUAAAUUGAUCUAACGUUUGGUGGUCAGUUAAGAACUUUCGUGAAGUUGACCACUCAUCAGAUGCAAAUUUUUAGGAAAAUUAUGUCAUUCGUUUGUGCUUGUUUGUGCUGAAAAUUUUUUCGUUUGUGCAGCUAUCGUUUUUGAGAUUCUAACAAUUCUUCUAUAGGUCAAGCUGAUGUCAACUAGCCCCCCCAUUUUGUUUAAAAAUGGUGUUAAUCGUUUGUGCUGUAAAAAAAUGUGUUUGUGCUGCUAUCGUUUUUGAGAUAUUAACAUAUUAAUUUCAAUUCAUGACAUCACGCAGCCCCACAUUUAAUGCAAAAUGGACCCGAAAUGAUGCCAUUCGUUUAUGCUACGUUUGUGCUGCAAAAAUUUUUGUUUGUGCUGCUAUCGUUUUAAAGAUAUUGAAAUAUUCAUUUUGAGUGAUGACGUCACUCAGCAGCACCACCGUCGCGGCUGAUGAACCGUACCAACUCUCUCAAUAACGGAGGGAUGUCCCAACAACUAGCGUAGGGUGACCAUAUUUUGAUUUCCAAAAAAGAGGACACUCGGCCUGGCCUCGAGAUACUUGAAUUUUACUCGAAAUUUACUCAAAGAUGCCUAUGUCACUUUAUUAUAUUUAAAAUGUGCCUCCUCCGUCUGGAUAGAAAAAUUCAGUUUUAUUAAAAAAAAAAAAAAAAGAAAGAAUUACAUAAUGAUAAAAAAAUAUGUAUAAUACAGACCUGUGGAAAUGUUGUCCGUUCAACACACACACACACACACACAGUAGGCUAUGUGCUAACAUUUUUAUAAAUUUUCACAAUAAUUGUCGUUGACAAAUUGUUAUUCCCACUCAAUUGUUAUUCUCAUUCAAUGUUCUAGAUUGCACGCAAACAAUACCCAAAAUAAACUGAUAAA
This is a messenger RNA of Corythoichthys intestinalis (scribbled pipefish), 1366 nucleotides long. RefSeq names its product transmembrane protein 14Ca (gene tmem14ca). The record is from RefSeq and is a predicted model, not a curated record. The transcript has 5 exons. Gene Ontology annotation, cellular component: mitochondrial membrane. NCBI's taxonomy places the organism in Eukaryota, Metazoa, Chordata, Actinopteri, Syngnathiformes, Syngnathidae. Gene Ontology annotation, biological process: regulation of heme biosynthetic process. Bases 70 to 396 code for a protein of 108 amino acids.